CCUCUCAAAAAAAAAAAAAAAGAAAAAGGAAGAGACAAGGAAGUCCAAAAUCUGUGUGGUUUCAGGAGACUGAAGAUGAAGCAAGGAAAAAGGUCAAGUAUGGAGGCCUGAAGUAGGACAUAAUGGUUGGCUAUGGCAUUCAGGACCAUUGGAGGUCUGAGACAAGAUGGGAUUCGGAUUGGGCUUGUGAGGCAUUCUCUGGAUACCAUAUGUAGACUGGCAUAUGGUGAGGCCACAUAUAUGUGCUAUGGUGUAGGGAGGAUGGUGGUAUUGCGGAGCCAGAUAUGUAGGAGGAGACUGGUACAGUGUGUGUGCACAUUGGGAAGGAGUAUGAAUUAUGGCCCCAGAGACCUUAUACUGAGGAUUUAGGGAAAGCAGUUACCUAAAUUUGGUUGUACCUGAGAAGCAUGAGCUGAGGGACCCCAUGGGAAUUGUCUGGCAGGAGAAGGGUGAGGCUCUGCAUACCAGACCUAGAGUUUAGAUGAACCCUGGCCACCUGCCCAUUGUUGCUGAUGGCUGACUAACAUGUCUAUGAGGCCAUGAAGAGAAAGCAGAUAUCAGUGUACCAGGGCCUGGUAGUUUCUCAAUGGUGAGGGGCUAGGGAGGAAGAUGAGCAAGGCUGGAUGUCCAGGAGGAUUCCUACAGUCCCAGGGAGGGAGGCUUCAUAUAAAUAACUUUCUGGCAGGACCACAUGACUUUUGAAGAUGUGUCUGUCUACUUCUCCCAGGAGGAGUGGCAAUUACUUGAUGAGGCUCAGAGGCUCCUGUACUACAACGUUAUGCUGGAGAAUUUUACACUUGUGACCUCUCUGGGACUUACAUCUUCCAGGACCCAUGAAAUUACCCAAUUAGAGCCAUGGAGAGAGCCCUUCAUGCCUUCCAGGAGAAUCAUAACUCCAGCUAUGCCAGGAGGUUAUUGGCACAAAGUGGAGGCUGAGGAGACACCUUUGAUAGAAAAAGUGUUCACUGCAAAUCUUCACCAACACCAGAAGCAGCACUGUGGAGAGAAACUCUUAGAAAGAGAAGAGAACAGGGUCCCACUUUUGAGGAUCUGUAGAACCUAUCUGUCAGAGAAGCCCUACCAAAGCAAAGAAGGAAAGGACUUCCCAACCAACUCAGGUCUUCAGAUGCACCAGGUGCCUCUUGGUGGAGGAGAGUUACGCAGGAACACCAAAAAUAGAGAGUCCUCUCACUCUGGAAAAAGGCACUACAAAUGUAGUGAAUGUGGGAAAGCUUUUGGUCAGAAAUAUUUACUGGUUCAGCAUCAGAGACUUCACACUGGAGAAAAACCUUAUGAAUGCAGUGAAUGUGGAAAAUUAUUUAGCCACAAAUCCAACCUUUUUAUACACCAAAUAGUUCACACUGGAGAAAGGCCUUAUGGGUGUAGUGAAUGUGGAAAAUCCUUUAGUCGCAAUGCUGACCUUAUUCAACACCGAAGAAUUCACACUGGAGAGAAACCUUUCACAUGCAGUGAAUGUGGAAAAGCUUUCAGGCAUAAUUCGACACUUGUUCAGCAUCACAGAAUCCACACUGGAGUAAGGCCUUAUGAGUGCACUGAAUGUGGGAAACUCUUUAGUUUCAACUCCAGCCUCAUGAAACAUCAGAGAGUACAUACUGGAGAAAGACCAUAUAAAUGCAGCAAAUGUGGGAAAUUCUAUAGCCACAAGUCCAGCCUGGUUAAUCAUUGGCGAGUUCACACUGGAGAAAGGCCUUAUGAAUGUAGUGAAUGUGGGAAGUUUUUUAGUCAAAGCUCAAGCCUCAUGCAACACCGAAAAAUUCACACUGGAGAGAAGCCUUUUAAGUGCAGUGAAUGUGGGAGAUUGUUUAGUGAGAAUUCCAGCCUUGUUAAGCAUCAGAGAGUUCACACUGGAGCAAGACCUUAUGAGUGCAAGGAAUGUGGUAAAUUUUUUCGUCAUAGCUCCAGUCUUGUUAAACAUCGGAGGAUUCACAAUGGAGAAUUACCUUGUGAAUGCAGAGAUUGUGGGAAAUCCUUUAUACAGCAUUUCAACCUUACUCAGCACCAGAAAGUUCACACUGGAGAAAAGUCUUGAAGGCAGCAAAUGUGAGAAAGCCUUUAGUUGCACCUCCAAUUUCAUUCAGCAUUAGAGAAUUUACAGAACUGCAGUGAAUGGGGAAAAGGCUUCAGCCAAAGGCCUAACCUUGUUUAGCACCAGAAAGUUCAGACUAGCAAGAGGCCUUAGGAAUGCAGGGUAUAUGCUAUCUCUUAGUUAUUAUAACAUAGAAACAGAAUAGCCUCGGGUCCAGCAGGUGGCAUGGUGGUUAAAGGUGCUGGACUCCCACAUGGCUGACAUGGUUCGAGUCAUGGACCUGGCGGCUUCCUUUCUUUUC
Messenger RNA from Tupaia belangeri chinensis (Chinese tree shrew), 2348 nucleotides. RefSeq names its product zinc finger protein 773. The coding region runs from base 692 to 2050 and encodes 452 amino acids. Gene Ontology annotation, molecular function: DNA-binding transcription factor activity, RNA polymerase II-specific; RNA polymerase II cis-regulatory region sequence-specific DNA binding. Gene Ontology annotation, biological process: regulation of transcription by RNA polymerase II. The transcript is spliced from 3 exons. The record is from RefSeq and is a predicted model, not a curated record. NCBI's taxonomy places the organism in Eukaryota, Metazoa, Chordata, Mammalia, Scandentia, Tupaiidae.